AUGUCGGGUAAGGAGCGCACAGAGCCACAAUGGGUAACGCCGUCUUCUAAUCAGGUAUCCUCGCAAGAUGUUCCACCUGACUACGAGACUAUUGGUACAGUUUUUGGCUAUGCACUCGUUGCUCUUUCCUGGCUUCUCAUAAUCCUCACAUUCCCAUUCUCUAUGUGUGUCUGUCUGAAGGUAAUAAAAGAAUACGAAAGGGUUGUUAUAUUUCGAAUUGGUCGGCUAGUGUUCGGAGGAGCACGAGGACCUGGGAUGAUAUUUAUCAUACCGUGCAUCGAUACCUACAGAAAAAUUGACCUCAGGGUCGUUUCCUAUGCAGUACCACCUCAAGAGAUUUUGUCAAAAGACUCUGUAACAGUAUCUGUAGACGCUGUUGUCUAUUUCCGAACUUCCGACCCCAUUGCAUCUGUAAAUAACGUAGAUGAUGCUAUUUAUUCCACAAAGCUGCUAGCACAGACUACUCUCAGAAAUGCGUUAGGUAUGAAAACUCUUACCGAAAUGCUUACUGAACGUGAGGCUAUUGCUCAGUUGUGCGAGACGAUUCUUGAUGAAGGAACUGAACACUGGGGUGUAAAGACUAUUUUCGCAAAAGAAGUACGUAGUAAUCCAACACUUCCAAAUAGAUAA
Necator americanus (New World hookworm) is the source of this 630-nucleotide messenger RNA. RefSeq lists its product as uncharacterized. NCBI's taxonomy places the organism in Eukaryota, Metazoa, Nematoda, Chromadorea, Rhabditida, Ancylostomatidae. Bases 1 to 630 code for a protein of 209 amino acids. The transcript has 6 exons. Gene Ontology annotation, cellular component: plasma membrane. The record is from RefSeq and is a predicted model, not a curated record.